CCUAUUCUCCGAAAAUUAUUAAAAAAAAAAAAAGAACUUUUACAAAAAGGAGAAAAGCUGCCCAAAACCAAGAAGAGAGAGAGAGAAGAAUGACAACCCCCCUAAAGCUUUUGCUGCCUUUGCCUUUGAAUACUAUCUUUUUUUCUUCAGAUUUCCCUCCAAAACCUUCGAAAUUCUUCUCCCAUCACUCUAAUUUCUCAUCCAAAAGCUCUCAUCCUUUCAAGUCUUCUCCCAUUUCUUCAUCUUCUUCGUUCACUAGAUGGGUCAGAGUAAAUAGAGACCCGCAGUACUUGAGAUGCUCGAAGUGGUUUUGUGGAUAUUCAAUGAAAGAUCAAGAUAUGGGUAGCUGCAUGAGUGAAGGGGAAAACAUGGUAAGCAUGUUUGGGUCUGAUGACGAUAUAGGUACACAAGUUCCAACCCAAGUUCAAUCACUCGUUGAAGGUCCAGGUUCAGGUCCGUUGCUUGUGUCAGAGUUCAAGCCUGCCCCUGAUGUUGACUAUCUACAGGAGCUGUUGGCCAUUCAACAACAAGGGCCAAGAUCAAUUGGCUUCUUUGGGACCCGGAAUAUGGGUUUUAUGCACCAAGAACUUAUUGAGAUCCUCAGCUAUGCAAUGGUUAUAACUAAAAACCAUAUUUAUACAUCUGGAGCAUCAGGGACGAAUGCAGCUGUCAUUAGAGGUGCCUUAAGAGCUGAGAAAUCGGAACUACUUACUGUAAUCUUACCCCAAAGUCUGAAAAUGCAACCUCCUGAAAGCCAGGAAUUGCUGUCCAAGGUUAAGAAUGUCAUAGAAAAACCUCACAACGAUCAUCUGCCUUUAAUAGAAGCCAGCAGAUUAUGUAACAUGGACAUCAUCUCGCGUGUACAACAGGUCAUUUGCUUUGCCUUUCAUGACAGUCGGUUGCUCAUGGAAACAUGUCAAGAAGCAAAGAACCUCAGGAAGAUUGUGACCCUUUUCUACUUGGAUUGAGGGGGAGAAAAAGAUCUUUUUGUUCAUACAUUGGUAGGUAUAGUCUUUACAUUGGUAAAUGGAAGAAGGGAAUGGUUGUUCUUUUUACAUUGGAUUAUCAGGGAUAGGGGGCCCAUUUGUUCCUCUUUCCCUGAUUGAGAGGGAGAAAGACUGAAAUUUGUCAUUGAUUUCAUUCUAAGAAAUUGAAGAAAAUAUUCUGUAAGAAA
Macadamia integrifolia is the source of this 1174-nucleotide messenger RNA. RefSeq lists its product as uncharacterized. The coding region runs from base 90 to 968 and encodes 292 amino acids. The record is from RefSeq and is a predicted model, not a curated record. Gene Ontology annotation, molecular function: S-adenosylmethionine-dependent methyltransferase activity. Lineage: Eukaryota; Viridiplantae; Streptophyta; Magnoliopsida; Proteales; Proteaceae. The transcript is spliced from 6 exons.